AUGUCCACCGCUGAAUUUGCUCAACUAUUGGAGAACAGUAUUUUAAGUCCCGACCAAAACAUUCGGUUGACUAGUGAAACUCAAUUAAAGAAAUUAUCUAAUGACAACUUUUUACAAUUUGCAGGGCUUUCUUCGCAAGUACUUAUCGAUGAGAAUACAAAGCUAGAAGGACGUAUCCUAGCGGCACUAACUCUAAAGAAUGAGCUGGUUUCUAAAGACUCCGUGAAGACCCAGCAAUUUGCACAACGUUGGAUUACACAAGUUAGCCCAGAAGCCAAAAACCAAAUCAAAACUAAUGCGCUCACCGCGUUGGUCUCCAUAGAACCCCGUAUAGCAAAUGCUGCAGCUCAAUUGAUUGCAGCUAUAGCAGAUAUUGAGUUGCCCCAUGGCGCAUGGCCAGAACUGAUGAAAAUUAUGGUCGACAAUACAGGUGCAGAACAACCAGAAAAUGUUAAGAGAGCCUCUUUAUUGGCCUUAGGAUAUAUGUGUGAAAGUGCUGACCCUCAAAGUCAAGCCUUGGUUUCUUCAUCAAACAACAUCUUAAUUGCUAUUGUCCAGGGUGCGCAAUCUACGGAAACUUCCAAAGCAGUCAGGCUGGCAGCUCUGAAUGCUCUUGCAGACUCUUUAAUUUUUAUCAAAAAUAACAUGGAACGUGAAGGUGAAAGAAACUACCUUAUGCAAGUCGUCUGUGAAGCUACCCAAGCUGAAGAUAUAGAAGUUCAAGCAGCCGCUUUUGGUUGUUUGUGUAAAAUCAUGUCACUAUACUAUACAUUUAUGAAACCUUACAUGGAGCAAGCCCUGUAUGCGUUGACGAUAGCCACAAUGAAAUCUCCAAAUGAUAAGGUAGCUUCCAUGACUGUGGAAUUCUGGUCCACUAUUUGUGAAGAGGAAAUCGAUAUUGCCUAUGAACUCGCACAAUUUCCUCAAUCUCCUUUACAAAGUUAUAAUUUCGCUCUUUCUUCUAUCAAAGACGUUGUUCCUAAUUUAUUGAACCUUCUAAUGAGACAAAACGAAGAUCCAGAAGAUGACGAUUGGAAUGUUUCCAUGUCCGCAGGUGCGUGCUUACAGUUGUUUGCUCAAAACUGUGGCAAUCACAUCUUGGAACCUGUAUUGGAAUUUGUUGAACAAAAUAUUACUGCUGACAACUGGAGGAAUCGUGAAGCUGCUGUAAUGGCCUUUGGUUCUAUUAUGGAUGGUCCCGAUAAGGUCCAAAGAACCUAUUACGUUCACCAAGCUUUGCCAUCUAUCUUGAAUUUAAUGAACGACCAAUCCUUACAAGUUAAGGAAACUACUGCCUGGUGUAUUGGUAGAAUUGCUGAUUCUGUUGCUGAAUCUAUUGACCCACAACAGCAUCUUCCAGGCGUUGUUCAAGCCUGUUUAAUUGGAUUACAAGAUCACCCAAAAGUGGCCACAAACUGUUCUUGGACCAUUAUCAAUUUAGUGGAACAAUUAGCGGAAGCUACUCCAUCUCCAAUCUAUAACUUCUAUCCCGCUCUUGUAGAUGGCUUGAUAGGUGCAGCAAAUAGAAUUGAUAAUGAGUUUAAUGCCCGUGCGUCCGCCUUUUCAGCCUUGACAACAAUGGUUGAAUACGCCACCGACACGGUAGCUGAAACUUCUGCUUCAAUUUCCACGUUUGUUAUGGAUAAAUUAGGACAGACAAUGAGUGUUGAUGAAAAUCAACUAACGUUAGAAGACGCUCAAAGUUUACAAGAAUUGCAAUCAAAUAUAUUGACUGUCCUAGCUGCUGUUAUUAGAAAAAGUCCAAGUAGCGUAGAACCUGUUGCUGACAUGCUUAUGGGCCUGUUCUUCAGAUUGUUGGAAAAAAAGGAUUCUGCGUUUAUAGAAGAUGAUGUGUUUUAUGCCAUUUCAGCUCUGGCUGCUUCUUUGGGUAAAGGUUUUGAAAAAUACUUGGAAACGUUUUCCCCCUAUUUAUUAAAGGCUUUGAAUCAAGUAGAUUCUCCAGUUUCAAUUACAGCAGUGGGCUUCAUUGCUGAUAUUUCAAAUUCGCUAGAAGAAGAUUUCAGAAAAUACUCCGAUGCCAUGAUGAAUGUUCUGGCUCAAAUGAUCUCGAAUCCGAACGCGAGAAGAGAGUUGAAACCUGCUGUCUUGAGUGUGUUUGGUGAUAUUGCCUCUAAUAUAGGCGCUGAUUUUAUCCCCUACCUAAACGAUAUCAUGGCGUUAUGUGUUGCCGCACAAAAUACAAAGCCUGAAAACGGCACAUUGGAAGCCCUUGACUACCAGAUAAAAGUACUAGAAGCGGUACUAGAUGCUUAUGUUGGUAUAGUAGCAGGACUUCAUGACAAGCCAGAAGCUUUGUUCCCUUAUGUUGGUACUAUCUUCCAAUUCAUUGCACAGGUUGCAGAAGAUCCUCAGCUGUACAGUGAGGAUGCUACCUCAAGAGCAGCAGUCGGAUUGAUUGGUGAUAUAGCCUCUAUGUUUCCAGACGGCUCAAUCAAACAGUUUUAUGGACAAGACUGGGUUAUUGAUUACAUUAAAAGAACUAGGAGUGGCCAAUUGUUUAGUCAAGCUACAAAAGAUACUGCAAGAUGGGCCAGGGAGCAACAGAAGCGUCAAUUAUCUUUAUAA
Messenger RNA from Saccharomyces paradoxus, 2586 nucleotides. It is a transcript of the gene KAP95, whose product is annotated as karyopherin beta. Lineage: Eukaryota; Fungi; Ascomycota; Saccharomycetes; Saccharomycetales; Saccharomycetaceae. The coding region runs from base 1 to 2586 and encodes 861 amino acids. Gene Ontology annotation, molecular function: small GTPase binding; nuclear import signal receptor activity. Gene Ontology annotation, cellular component: cytoplasm; nucleus. The transcript has a single exon. The record is from RefSeq and is a predicted model, not a curated record. Gene Ontology annotation, biological process: protein import into nucleus.